This is a messenger RNA of Cordyceps fumosorosea ARSEF 2679, 4293 nucleotides long. RefSeq names its product Histone deacetylase interacting. Gene Ontology annotation, molecular function: transcription corepressor activity. The transcript is spliced from 4 exons. The record is from RefSeq and is a predicted model, not a curated record. Gene Ontology annotation, cellular component: Sin3-type complex; chromatin. NCBI's taxonomy places the organism in Eukaryota, Fungi, Ascomycota, Sordariomycetes, Hypocreales, Cordycipitaceae. Gene Ontology annotation, biological process: negative regulation of transcription by RNA polymerase II. Bases 1 to 4293 code for a protein of 1430 amino acids.
AUGAACAGCAACCAGGGCCACCACGGCCAAGCCGGCGGCGGCGCGCCCUACGACCGCGACCGCGAAAUGGACGACCGACAUCGUGCCCUCCAGCAGCACGAGGAGAUGGCGAGACGCGACCAGGAGCGCGAGCGCGAGGCCGCCGACCACCGAUUCCAAUCACCACACCAGAGCAGUGCCGGAUCGAUACCCAUACACCAGCCGGUUGCAUCGCGCAUCCCCGGCGCGAUACACAGCCCGGGCGGCCUCCUUGCUAACCACAACGGAAGCACGUCUGCCAUGCCGAUGAGCGGACCCCCGGGUCCGAUGCAAAGCUACGGCGCGCCCCCCCCGCCGCUGCCGAACGACCACGCGCGUCCCCUCCAGCACGGCGUCGGCGGCCAGCAUCAGGGUUACGGACCCAUACCUCACGGACAGCCCGCGCAGGGCGGACCGCCGCCGCCGCCUCCCGGCAGCGGCUCGGUGUUCGGCGGCCCUCUGCAACAGCAGCCGCAGCAACAGCUGCCACCAGACGCCCAGCGGCCUGGGCAGCCGGGCGCACCCAUGGUUAAUGUACCAGCAGGUGGUCCUCAGAUUCAGGGCGGCAUUACUCAGGGCCAGCAGCCCAUCCUAAAUGAUGCGUUGACAUAUCUAGACCAGGUCAAGGUUCAGUUCCAUGACCAACCUGACGUAUAUAAUCGUUUCCUCGACAUAAUGAAGGACUUCAAAUCACAGGCUAUAGAUACACCUGGCGUCAUUAACCGCGUCUCAGAGCUAUUCGCUGGCCACCCCAACCUCAUUCAGGGCUUCAACACAUUUCUACCUCCGGGGUACAGAAUCGAGUGCGGCGCUGGUAACGACCCCAAUACCAUUCGAGUUACUACGCCCAUGGGUACCACUGUCCAAAGCAUUGCUGGACGGGGUGGCCCUCCUGAUGGUCACGGCCCCGGCCAGCCCAUCUUCCCUGAGCAGCGUGGUUCCCAGUGGCCUCAGAGGUCACCGGAGGCUAAUUUCAGUGCCCCUGCUCAGAAUGGCGGCAGCCUUUUCGUGCAAGCGGCCGCCCAGAGUGGUGGCUACGAAGCCACGGGACACCGCGCCGGCUCGCAAGCUCCUGCUCAGGCUGGCGCUAAUGCGGCUACUGGGCGUAGCACGCCUGGACCAGCCGGGCUUAAUGGCGCUGCAGCAGCGGCUCAGGCAGGCAUGGAGCGACGCGGCCCUGUCGAGUUCAACCACGCCAUUAGCUAUGUCAACAAGAUCAAAAACCGAUUCCAGGACAAGCCGGAUAUAUACAAACAGUUCUUGGAGAUCUUGCAAACCUACCAGCGAGAGCAGAAGCCCAUACAGGAUGUAUAUGCGCAGGUUACGACACUCUUCAAUGCCGCGCCUGACCUGCUGGAAGACUUCAAGCAGUUUCUCCCGGAGACCGCCGGUCAGGCAAAGGCGGCCGGUGGCCGAGCUGAAGAUGGCAUGGCUGGCGGCGCUGGCCAGCAACCCGGUGCCAGAGACGGACAGAAGAUGCCUCCACUGGGUAGCUUCGCCCCCCCAGCCAGCGCCAGCAAGGACAAGAAACGCGCAAGAAAUGAUAAGCAGGCUGCUGGGGGAGUUCCCCUGCUCGCCGAGGUUACGUCGCAGCCCCGUCUACAAGCUGUAGCUGUCAACGGCAAGAGGCCGAAACUGAGCCACGCCCGCGGCACCCUGGAUGGCUCGACGAUUGAACCUACCUUGACACCGGUGAUGCCCGAGCCAUAUCCUCCUCGAUCAUCUGGUACGUCCAACAUGGAUGAGCUUGCAUUCUUUGAAAAGGUCAAGAAGUUCCUCAGCAACCGGUCGUCCAUGAACGAGUUCUUGAAACUUUGCAAUCUUUACAGUCAAAAUAUCAUUGACAGAAACACACUUUUCCACAAAGGCAGUGUCUUUAUCCAGUCUAACCCCGACCUGUUGGCUUUCUGGAAAUCGUGGGUGGGCUUUGAUGUCCACGAUGUAAUGAUCGACAACCGUCCCGCCCCACCUACCGACAAGCUCUCUCUGAGUAACUGCCGGGGAUACGGUCCCAGCUACAGACUCCUGCCUAAGCGGGAGCGUCUUAAGCCUUGCAGCGGGCGCGAUGAACUAUGCAACUCGGUUCUCAACGAUGAGUGGGCCUCGCACCCAACAUGGGCAAGUGAGGAUUCCGGGUUCGUUGCCCAUCGAAAGAACCAGUUUGAAGAGGGACUUCAUCGCAUUGAGGAAGAGCGCCAUGACUACGAUUUCUUCAUCGAGGCUAAUCUCAAGUGUAUCCAACUCCUGGAGCCCAUUGCCCAGCAGAUGCUAGCCAUGACACCGUCCGAGAGAGAUUCCUUCAGCAUGCCCGGCGCUCUUGCUGGCCAGAGCACCUCAAUUUUCAAGCGUAUUUGCAAGAAAAUUUACGGGGAGCGAGGCAUCGAUGUCGUCAACGACCUGUACAGCGAUCCUUUUGCCGUUGUUCCGAUCCUGCUGGCCAGAAUGAAGCAAAAAGACGAGGAGUGGCGUUUCUCUCAGCGAGAGUGGGCUAAAGUAUGGCACAAUCAGACGGAGAAUAUGCACCUUAAGAGUCUUGAUCACAUGGGCAUCUUGGUCAAAUCGACAGAUAAGCGCAAUCUUACUGCCAAGCACCUGGUUGAUGUCAUCAAGACCAAGCAUGAGGAGCAGCGCCGUGAGAGAGCGCUCAAAGGCAAGGCUCCUCGCCAUCAGUCCGCCUGGAGCUUUUCUGAUAAGGAGGUCGUCAUGGACCUGUUACGCAUGAUGAUGCUCUAUAGUAUGCACAAUGCUCAGCAUAGUACGCAGGAAAAGGAGCGGAUCUUGGAGUUUUUCGAGAUGUUCAUUCCUGCCUUCUUUGAACUGCCCGAAGAAGUGGUUCAGGAGCGGGUGCCUAGGAUGCAGCCGGAAUCUGGCGACGAAGAAAUCGAGGAUAACACACCUGCUGAGUUGUCAAAUGGCCGGAGCCGUAGGAACGGAAAGAAGGGCGAUCUGCUUAGGGGGGUACUCGAUCCAGGCCGCAUCGGCAGCAAGCCUCGAGGCCAGAAGGAAGACAGCACGUCGGGGAGCAAGGAGACAACGCCCGACGUCAACUCGACCAAUGACGAAGAAAUGGCCGACGCGCCUGAUGAAGCUCCUGCUCCCGAUAUGUCGAACGAGCGCUGGAUGCCGAGUGUGCCCAAGGCUGUCGUGACCGGUUCCGAUAACGGCCUGUUGGACGGCGACGGCGAACUCAAGGCUGAUGGGUUUUUUAGCCGGCCUUGGUACAAUUUCUUCUGCAACCAAACAUUGUUUGUGUUUUUCAGCAUCUUCCACCAACUAUACGAGCGUCUUCAGGAUAUCAAGGGCAGUCGUGACAACGUCACUAAGGAAAUCGAGCGACUGAGCCGCCGCCUGCCUGCCAAGGAGAUUGGCUUAAUCGAGAACCACAUGGACUUCUUUGCCCCCGAAGACGACCCCUCCGUCUUUUGGCCGAAAACCGUGGAGCUCAUUGAGGAUUAUAUCACUGGCGAGAUUGACGAGAACCGUUACCAGGAUGUCAUGCGACACUACUACCUCCGCAAUGGUUGGAAACUGUACACCAUCCAAGAUCUUCUGAAAACACUGUGCCGGCUUGCACUCACUUGCAGCAGCACUGAUGUCAAGGAGAAGACGCCGGACCUCAUCCACCAGUAUCUCAACAGCCGCGAGAAGGAGGAGACCAGCUACCAGACCGAGAUAAGCGCCAGGAAGUUUGCUGAGAAGUGUGUCAAGGAUGGUGAUAUUUUCGUCAUUUGUUGGUUCCCGCAGAAAUCAGAGGCCACUGUACGCUGGCUGCAGCGCGACGACACCACUUUCUACAUGGACGAGAUGAAGCUUCGCGAGAGAUGGCAAUACUACAUUUCCUCCUUCAUCCGCGUCGAACCCACCGAGGGUGUCCCACGCAGAGGACUGCAUAGGGUGAUUCUUACGCGGAACAUCCCUUCGGGCGAUGCGGAGUCGGACGGGGAGAGAAUCCCGAAGCCGGUCGCGUAUGAUGAGGGCCUGGCCAUCUCCAUCUGCCUGACAAGCUCCAAGAUGAUUUGGACGCCCGGCACUUCCGAGUACUUCAUCUAUGACCACGCACCGAAGACCAAAGAGGGCCGCGAGCGCCGCGACAAGUUCGCUGCCGCCCUCAGUGCCCACCGCGAGAGCAAGCUGCUCGAGAAGAUGGUGCACAACCCAGCAUGGACCAAGGACAUGAGCCCUGAGGAGGUCCAGGAGCAGAACAAGAACUUUCGCCGGUGGAUGGACGACGGCAUCGCGCCUCCGGCGCCGGGUGGGAAGCCCGAGACGCAAUAG